AUGGAGAAGAAUACUACACAACGGGAGGAAGAAAUGCUUGAGGACUCUAGUUCUAGAGUUAGUCAUAGUAAGAGACCGCGGGAGGAGGAUGUGGAAGAAGAGUGGAUAGCGGUAGGAAGAAAUGGAAAGAGAGUGGGACAGAAGGUUGAUGUGUACAUUAAUAAUUCCGAAAAGCUACCGAAGCAAUUCGCGCUUGCUAAAUUAUUAAGGUCUAAUAACAUUAGUAGUGUUAGCCGGGUAAAAUAUAUAAACCCCUAUAAAGUGUUCAUACAGUUUGAAAAUGCAGAAAGUGCUGAGGAGUUGAUCAAUUGCAAACCUUUGCAAGAUUUAGGUUGGAGAUGCCAAAAACCACUCGAAGUUGUUAUAUCUUACGGCGUUAUUAAGAAUGUAGAAUUGGACUUGAGUGAAAAAGACAUGUUAGAAGGUAUUUCAAGCAAUUGUGAACUGAUAGCGGUAAAACGUUUAAAACGCAGGAAUAAGGACGGUAACGGCUGGGAAGAAAGUGAGUCAAUACGUCUGGGGUUCAAGGGUCCCUCACUACCAAUGUGUGUCUACAUCUAUGGAAUGAAGAUAAAUGUCGACCCGUACGUGUUCCCAGUUACCCAGUGUUCAAGGUGCUGGCGAUUUGGGCACUCCUUGCGUGUUUGUCCAAGCAAAAAGGUUGUGUGCCCUAAGUGUGGCAAAGGUCACGCUAACUGUGAGACUACCUCAUAUAAAUGUGUGAAUUGUACAGGAAACCAUUUAUGCCUGGAUAGAUCGUGUCCUGCGUUUAAAAAAGAGAAACGAAUUCGUGAAUUGAUGGCAGAGUUUAACUGCUCUUAUAGGAAGGCGUUGCAAGUAUAUGUUCCACCAGAACCCGUCCCUACACUGCGCGUAGAACGAUUUAAUUUAACUUCACCGGCAGGCCUUAGUGUGUUUCCCGAGUCUGUGCCUGAACAUGUACCUAAUCAGUCACAAGACAUAAACGUUAUUUCCUAUGCAAGCGUGACCCGAGCGCCGCGUUGUGAUAGUAUCAUUCGACAAUCACAACCUAAGCAACCGGGCUCAACGAAUGUUUCUCAAUCAUUAGAGCAGAGACCCAAGAAGAAAAAGAAACAAAGUCAAAAUGAAGGGUAUAACAGGGAUGUAUCUUCGGAAUCAGAAACAAUGAAUAGUAAUUUAGUCGAUGAGUCGGAAAAUGAAAUUCGGUUGAGAAAUGAGAGAAAAAAGAAAUGCAGAUCUAGUUUAAAUUUGAAGCAAUUGCUUGCAAAAUUAUAUGCAUUAAUUUCUAACUCACAAGAAGAUUUAAAGAGUAGAAUAAUUCAAGGAGUGUCACUAUGCAUUGAAUGGUUGGUAUCGAUAGUGGGGGAAUACAUCUGGGACCUUCCUUUUAAAAAUAUACUCGGAGAGGAAGGAGCUUGCUUCGACUUACCGGACAACUUUUACCCGGAUAAAUACAAAGCGCUGAGCAAUACCUUGUCCAGCAGAUUUGGUUCUGACGCGCAAAGGACUAUUCCUGUGCGAAACAUCGCACUACCAAACCUACAGUUGCCGAUGGAGUUGCCGUACAACGACCAGUUCUCUCUUUUCAUUCCUAAACAUCGUCAGAUGGCCGGAAAACUCAUUGAUGUCUUCAUGGGUAUGCGUGACUUAGAGGACUUGCAGUCCGUUUGCUCAUUCUGCCAGCUGCGAAUCAAUCCAUACAUGUUUAAUUACUGUUUAUCCGUUGCGCUAUUACACAGACCUUAUACAAAAGGCAUGAACCUUCCAACUCUAACAGAGACGUUCCCGGACAAAUUUAUGGACUCAAAAGUAUUCCGUCACGCUCGUGAAGUCAGUAACGUCGUCACGACAGGCCCUAGGAUGCCGGUUAUCAUACCGCAAAACUAUACUGCGUCGGAUUCGGAACCAGAACAGCGUGUAGCGUACUUCCGGGAAGACAUUGGCAUUAACCUACACCACUGGCACUGGCAUCUUGUCUACCCCUUCUAUGCGUCUGAUCGAGCCAUCGUGAAUAAGGACAGGAGAGGAGAGCUCUUUUACUAUAUGCAUCAACAAAUUGUUGCCAGAUAUAACGCUGAGCGAAUGUGCAACAAUCUCGGACGUGUAACUCGUUUUAACAAUUUCCGCGAGCCUAUUUCUGAAGGAUAUUUCCCCAAACUGAAUUCCCAAGUUGCUAGUCGAACUUGGCCCCCAAGAUUUACGGGAUCCAUCAUUCAGAACUUGGAUAGGCCAGUAGAUCAAAUCAAAAGCGAAGUCUCUGAUCUGGAAACUUGGAGAGACCGCAUUAUCCAGGCCAUCGAGAAUAAUGCAAUCCUUUUGCCUAAUGGUCGUCAAAUGCCUUUGGACGAAGAGACCGGAAUCGACGUGCUCGGGAACAUUAUGGAGUCUUCAAUCAUCAGUCCCAACCAGUCAUACUAUGGGAACAUGCACAAUAUGGGACACGUCUUUAUCUCAUACGUCCACGACCCAGAUCAUCGCAAUCUUGAACAAUUUGGCGUAAUGGGUGAUUCUGCAACAGCCAUGCGAGAUCCAGUGUUCUACCGUUGGCAUGCUUACGUUGAUGACAUUUUCCAACUGCACAAGAAUAAGUUACCAGCUUAUGGCAACAACAAACUGGAGUUUCCCGGUAUCCGAGUGGCAUCGAUCGCUGUGGAAGGUAAAGCUGGAAGGAAUACAUUCGCAACGCACUGGGAACAGAGCACGGUAGAUUUGGGCCGUGGGCUGGACUUCACUCCGCGUGGCAGCGUACUGGCCCGCUUCACGCAUCUCCAGCACGAGGAGUUCAACUACGUCAUCCAGGUGAACAACAUAACUGGUAGAAAUGCAAUGGGCACCGUGCGAAUAUUCAUGGCGCCAACUGUUGAUGAGAAUGGUACUCCCCUACCCUUCGACGACCAAAGGAAACUCAUGAUUGAGCUGGACAAGUUCUCAACAGCAUUACGUCCCGGAAUGAACAUGGUGACAAGAAGAAGCCUGGACUCCUCAGUGACGAUCCCGUACGAACGUACGUUCCGCAACCAAGCCAAUAGACCAGGAGACUCCGGUUCUGCGGAAGCCGCCGCGUUCGACUUCUGCGGUUGUGGAUGGCCGCACCAUAUGCUCCUACCUAAAGGAACUACAACGGGAUACCCUAUUGUCCUAUUUGCCAUGGUGUCCAACUGGGCUGAUGAUAGUAUCAAACAAGACACCGUAGGCACUUGUAAUGAUGCUGCUUCAUACUGUGGCAUCCGCGACCGGCGUUACCCAGACCGUCGUGCAAUGGGCUUCCCCUUCGACCGCCCAGCUCAUAAAGGCGUCAACACUUUAAACGACUUCCUCCUGCCCAACAUGGCAAUGACUAAUUGCCGAAUAAAAUUCACCAAUGCCACCAGGGAAAGACCUAGAAAAGCCUAA
Parnassius apollo (apollo) is the source of this 3375-nucleotide messenger RNA. The record is from the annotation of a GenBank genome assembly. Lineage: Eukaryota; Metazoa; Arthropoda; Insecta; Lepidoptera; Papilionidae.